AUGGCGUCCCCUUCUGCCGACGACCUGCAGCUCUCCGAUCCCGAGAUCGAUUUCGACUCGCCUGCCCCCGCAAGGCACCCUCCGCGCGCCGAGUCGCGCUACACAUCCGACGAGGCUCGCGAUGAGGCUCUGCGCCGCGAGCUGGACCAGGUGCGGGGCGUGAACAAGGUCAUUGAGGGCGUCAUUGAGAGCCUGGAGAAGGCCAAAAGCAACAUGCAGGCCAGUUCUCAUCCGUAUGCUGCCCAAUUGCCCGUGUCUGCUAACACUUCCGCCUUGCAGACCGUCGACCACACCGUCAAUUCCGCUUCCACGCUCUUGCAGACGUGGACACGGAUCCUCUCCGCAACCGAGCACAACCAACGUCUCAUUCUCGAUCCCAAUUGGCAAGGUGCCACCCAAGAUCUGGCCGAGAUUGAGGCAGACACAAUUGCCCAGCGGCAGGCGAUUGAGCGCCGUGAGCGCGAGGAGCAGGCACGCCGUGAAGCAGCUGCUCGCAGGGCUGAGGAUGAUGUGCGCAAGAGGGCCGAGGCCUCCAGCCGGCCGAGCAGCGCAGCGAGCACGAGGGGCCGGAGGGGCGGAUUGCGGGGAAGAGGAUCGGCCAGUUCCACCAAUACUGGUCGGACCACCCCCGGGGGCUAUGUCGGUGUUGGUGGGCAGAGGGGUGUAGGCAGAGGGCCCGCCGGCGGAAGGACUGCAAGCGGUAUCGGCCGGGGCGGUAUGAGAGGAAGAGGACGCGGUUGA
Diplodia corticola is the source of this 741-nucleotide messenger RNA. Its product is annotated as dash complex subunit duo1. Gene Ontology annotation, cellular component: DASH complex; mitotic spindle. The transcript has a single exon. Gene Ontology annotation, biological process: mitotic cell cycle. The record is from RefSeq and is a predicted model, not a curated record. Bases 1 to 741 code for a protein of 246 amino acids. Lineage: Eukaryota; Fungi; Ascomycota; Dothideomycetes; Botryosphaeriales; Botryosphaeriaceae.